GUAAACAAAAAGCAGACGAGAAGUCAAGGUCUGCGCGGUAACUUUGGUUGAGAUGGUGAAACCAAAGUACAGACGCCAUGGGUUCGUCUCGAAAAAGCAGAAGGAGAGAUAUGAUAAAGUAUCUGCAGGGCAAUUGACUCGAUGGAUUAGGGGAGCUAUCCUUACAGACCACAAUUACUCCGCCAGUGCAACCCCUGUCAGCGUUGAUCACGAUCACGAAUUGCCAAAUUUGAAUAUACUGGAAAGAGAGGAGGUGGUGGAUGGGGAAGAAGUGACUACAUCUGAGGAUUGGAAGGAGGGGAGGAGAGUAGUAGAACUUGGAGUGUUAGCUGAGGGCUUGCAGGGAUGUUCAAUUGUACAUGUUGGUAUUGGUGCAAUGCAAGUCAACAGUCUCCUUUCUGAGCUGAAUAUACCACCUGUAAGCCAUGCCAUGCUGGACAAAAGACAGAAAGAGAUAGGCAGAGCUGUUGAAGAUAUUGCUGCAGAGUCUAUGUCUGAUGCUUUGCAGAAGGAACUGGAAAUGAUGAAUGAAGAGAUGAACGAAAAUGGACUAGUUGUUGCUGUAGAUGCUGGAUGGCAAAAACGGGGUAGCGGAAAGACAUAUGAUAGUUUAUCAGGUCAUUGUUCCAUGGUUGGUCCUCUCUCCGACAAAGUAUUGUCAUACUCUCUGAGGUCUAAGAAUUGCAGAGUAUGCAGUGUAGCUGAAUCAACCAACAAGAAUCCAGCAGCCCAUGAGUGCUCAAAGAAUUGGGAGGGUAGUUCAAAGGCCAUGGAGGCAGAUAUGGUUAUUGAGAUGGUCCAAGAUCUACAGAAAAGUAAAGGAAUAACCAUUGAUGGAAUCAUUGGAGAUGAGGACUCUACCACUAUUGCAAGACUGAAAGCUUAUGUCAAUGCUGAUAUUAAGAAGUUGUCUGAUAAAAAUCAUCUAAAGAAACUGUUUACAAACUCUUUGUUUACCUUGAAGAAAAAACAUUCAUCUCUAACUUUGUCUGUGAUAAAGUACAUUCAGAAAUGCUUCAGUUACUCCAUAGCACAGGGAAAAGGAAAUGCUUCUCAAAUCAAAGAAGACCUUUCAUCAAUUCCAUUACACAUAUUUGGAGAUCACCAACACUGCUCCUCAAGGUGGUGCAACUUCAUUAACAACCCUAACCUGAGGUACAAGUCACUUCCACAUGGAAAACCCCUGAAAGAUAGGUUCCUUCAGGAUGAUCUGAAAGAAGUCUUCAGUUCAUAUGCAAGUCAUUCUGAUCGUCUUUCAUGCUUAGGAAGCACACAGUCGAAUGAGAGUUUUCAAAGAAUGGUUAACAAGAAAUUGGGCCUCUCUCCUGGCUACUAUACUCGCGAUCGACGACAGUGCAUUCUGAGGGAUUUGCAAAGAAAGCGACAGAAGGCCAUUUCAGUGACACAGAAAUUUAAAAGGAGAAGGAGAGAAUUGAAAGCCAGGAAAAUUCAAAGUAUUUCUACAAAAGAAACAAGGGAAGGCAUCAGUUAUUUAACAGGAUGUGAUCUCCAGCAGGCCUCUGACGUCGACAUCGUUGAAAUUCCAGCUCCAAAAACAAUUCCAAAGUAUGAUCAUCUCCCUUCAAGUCAGCUGUUAAAUGCUGAAGAGAUCUAUUUUGAUUUGGAAACUACUGGACUCGCAAGGGAUUCUCAUAUUGUGCAGUUGUCUGCAGUUAGAAAUGAUGAGGUUUUCAACAAAUACAUCAUUCCAGAAAAACCAAUGUCCUCAAAAGCUACAGAAAUUACUGGAAUAAAAGUAGUCAACAAUAAAAUGUACCACAAUGAUGAGGAAGUUGAGACAGUCAGCAUUAAGGAUGCACUGAUCCAGUUUAUCGACUUCAUGAAGAAAUCGGAGUCAGAUGCUGUUCUAGUUGGACACAACUCCAAAGUGUUUGACCUUCCUGUGCUGUUCAACAUUUUGAGACCUUCCCCUGAAGUCAAACUUGCUGCAUCUUUCACUUCAAACUCUGCCUUUGCCAUAUUCCAUCACAAGAACACAACAAAAAGUCUAAUGAGCACACUAAAGCCUUUAUUGGACCAAAAGGUGAUUUCGAAUAGAAUGGGAAAUAAGAUUGCCAGCAGUGGACUCUCCUUAUCACACUUACAACUGGCUUAUCGCAGAAAUGGUAGGGAGGGAGUACAGGAUGUGCUGACAGAGAUAACAGAUAACAGUGUGCGUGUGACAAAAUCUAGAAAAAUCAUUGAUUCUGUUGCAGAUUUUCUCAGAUCUGAGCAGUAA
Saccostrea cuccullata (small rock oyster) is the source of this 2239-nucleotide messenger RNA. RefSeq lists its product as uncharacterized. Gene Ontology annotation, biological process: DNA catabolic process. The transcript has 9 exons. Gene Ontology annotation, molecular function: 3'-5'-DNA exonuclease activity; nucleic acid binding. Gene Ontology annotation, cellular component: cytoplasm. NCBI's taxonomy places the organism in Eukaryota, Metazoa, Mollusca, Bivalvia, Ostreida, Ostreidae. The record is from RefSeq and is a predicted model, not a curated record. The coding region runs from base 53 to 2239 and encodes 728 amino acids.